AGCUUCUCACUUCCACGUUCACCCGUAAAUACUCUUCUUCUUAAUUAAACCUUGCGUUUGGUUGCCUAGAAAGUUAGACAUAGAGAUCUGAAGUAAAGAAAUUUUACAAUAAACACAGUUUCAACAAUUGUAAAGGCCUUGGCCUUAUAUUUUCCCAGUCACUUGAGGAUUUUACAUCCAAAUACAAAUUGGGUUUCUUUUUCCCUCGUUUUCUAAGCUGCCAAACAAGCCCAGGGGGUCCUUUUUUUUUUUUUGUUCAAUUCAUUCAUUACGUCUGAGAAUUCUGGUGGUGUUGUUUCUCUGAUGCAGAAAAUUGAGGUGAAAGUUGAAAAUUCAUGGCGUUUGAACUUCGCUAUUAGGUCACAGGACAAGUCACAGUCUCAAAAUGAAAGCCGUGGUCACCGGCGAGUAUGGAGGCGGAGAAAAUUGACAAAGAAGGAUGACAUGUUGCGAUACAAAUUGGAAAGAAUCCCUUUCCUUGAGGAGCAGGUGAGAAAGAUAAGGGAAGGAGGGAAGCUCUUGACAAUGGACAUCGAAAGACUAUUAUUGUCUGAGGAUAACCGCUUCGAUUUCGUGAAUGAGGUGGCUGCUGAGGCUAAACAGUAUGUUGAGAACAACCGAGAUGAGUAUGGUGCAAAGAAAGCUAUCCUUCAUGUGCUUAGCAAUCGUAUGAAUGAGGCUGGUGUUUAUCGCCCAGAGGCAUACAUGGAGUCUGAUCCCUUCAAGCCUGGUCCUGGAUAUCUAAGAGAGGAACUUUAGGGUGGAUAUUCAACACUGUAGCAUUAACUUCACGAUGAAACUUGUCAUUUCCACUAAAUUUUAUUUUCAAUACUGCAACUUCGCUAGAUUUUCUUCUUCUUUUCUUUACGUAUUAGAUGAACUACUUGUCUACUGCAAAAGUAUCCACUGUUUCAUGCUCUUACUUGAAGCCAGUGCAGAUUGCCAAUAAUUUUAGCAAAGGCAGUGCUUAAGCAGACGAUGUGAAAAAUAGGGAUGAUAUGGUACAUGGGGAGCUAGGAGAGGAAGGCUGCCCUGCUCCGGGUUUAGGGG
Ilex paraguariensis (yerba mate) is the source of this 1050-nucleotide messenger RNA. NCBI's taxonomy places the organism in Eukaryota, Viridiplantae, Streptophyta, Magnoliopsida, Aquifoliales, Aquifoliaceae. The record is from the annotation of a GenBank genome assembly.